This is a messenger RNA of Acomys russatus (golden spiny mouse), 3072 nucleotides long. It is a transcript of the gene Mcc, whose product is annotated as MCC regulator of WNT signaling pathway. NCBI's taxonomy places the organism in Eukaryota, Metazoa, Chordata, Mammalia, Rodentia, Muridae. Gene Ontology annotation, cellular component: cytoplasm. The record is from RefSeq and is a predicted model, not a curated record. The transcript has 17 exons. Bases 412 to 2898 code for a protein of 828 amino acids. Gene Ontology annotation, biological process: negative regulation of canonical Wnt signaling pathway.
UUCUCCCGGAGGGUGCCGGAGCUCUGCUGGGCGCCGGCGCGAACCGCCCGCCUGCGGGGUAAUGGGUAUCUGCGUGGUACCGUAGGAGGGGCGAGGCGGCUCGGAGGGUGGCAUCGCCCGGACUCCGCGGUGAGCGCGCGGGCGGGUCCCGGCGCCGGCUCGGUGGCCGCUGCAGCUCCUGCGAGAGCAAUCCACUACCCAGCCUCCAGAAGCUAUGGCUCGGUGGUGAGAUUCCAGCGGGACUUUCCGUGCCGGAGCUUCUGCAUCCUUUCUGGCCUCGCCGCUGUCCUGGGUGAAAAUGGCUGUCUAGACUGAAAUGUGCCGGCGGGGAGCAAGCCCAGGCUAUCCAGCCUAAGCCAGGCUCUUACGCUCCGAGGUCUGGGGACGAGCACUACUCUGAAAAGUGCAGGCAUGAAUUCCGGAGUUGCGGUGAAAUAUGGAACCGACUCCUCAGCCGAGCUGAGCGAGCUCCACCUGGCAGCCCUGGCAUCACUCAAGGGAGACAUAGUAGAACUGAAUAAACGUCUGCAACAAACAGAGCGGGAACGAGACCUUCUGGAAAAGAAGUUGGCCAAGGCACAGUGUGAGCAGUCGCACCUCAUGAGAGAGCAUGAAGACGUCCAGGAACGCACAACGCUUCGCUAUGAGGAGCGCAUCACAGAACUCCACAGCGUCAUUGCCGAACUCAACAAGAAGAUAGACCGCCUCCAAGGCACCACCAUCAGGGAGGAAGAUGAAUACUCAGAACUACGGUCAGAGCUCAGCCAGAGCCAACAAGAGGUCAACGAAGAUUCCAGAAGUGUGGACCAAGACCAGACCUCUGUCUCCAUCCCUGAAAACCAGUCCACUAUGGUCACUGCUGACAUGGAUAACUGCAGUGACUUGAACUCGGAACUGCAGAGAGUGCUGACGGGGCUGGAGAGUGUCGUCUGCGGCAGGAAGAAGAGCAGCUGUAGCCUCUCUGUGGCUGAGGUGGACAGGCACAUCGAACAGCUCACUACAGCCAGCGAGCACUGUGACUUGGCCAUUAAGACAGUUGAGGAGAUUGAGGGAGUUCUUGGUCGGGAUCUGUACCCCAACCUGGCCGAGGAGCGGUGCCGGUGGGAGAAAGAGCUGGCUGGAUUGCGGGAAGAGAACGAGAGCCUCACUGCCAUGCUGUGCAGCAAAGAGGAGGAGCUGAACCGGACCAAGGCUACUAUGAACGCCAUCCGUGAGGAGCGGGACAGGCUCCGCAGAAGGGUCCGAGAGCUCCAAACUCGACUGCAGAGUGUGCAGGCCACUGGACCUUCUAGCCCCGGUCGCCUCACUUCUGCCAAUCGCCCGAUUAACCCCAGCACUGGAGAGCUAAGCACCAGCAGUAGCAGCAAUGACAUCCCCAUUGCCAAGAUUGCUGAGAGAGUGAAGCUAUCGAAGACGAGAUCCGAAUCGUCAUCGUCUGAUAGGCCAGUCCUGGGUUCCGAAAUCAGUAGCAUUGGGGUUUCCAGCAGCGUGGCAGAACAUCUGGCCCACUCACUUCAGGACUGCUCCAAUAUCCAGGAAAUCUUCCAGACUCUCUACUCACACGGCUCUGCCAUCUCUGAAAGCAAGAUCAGAGAGUUCGAGGUGGAAACAGAACGAUUGAAUAGUCGUAUCGAACAUCUCAAAUCACAAAAUGAUCUGCUCACCAUAACCCUGGAGGAAUGUAAAAGCAACGCUGAGAGAAUGAGCAUGCUCGUGGGAAAGUAUGAGUCCAACGCCACAGCGCUGAGGCUGGCCUUGCAGUACAGUGAGCAGUGCAUAGAAGCCUAUGAGCUCCUGCUGGCGCUGGCUGAGAGCGAGCAGAGCCUCAUCCUGGGGCAGUUCCGGGCAGCUGGCGUGGGCUCCUCCCCUGGAGACCAGUCGGGGGAUGAGAACAUCACUCAGAUGCUCAAGCGGGCUCACGACUGCCGGAAGACUGCCGAGAAUGCCGCCAAAGCCCUGCUUAUGAAGCUGGACGGCAGCUGCGGGGGAGCCUUUGCGGUGGCAGGCUGCAGUGUGCAGCCCUGGGAGAGCCUGUCCUCCAACAGCCAUACCAGCACAACCAGCUCUACGGCCAGCAGCUGUGACACCGAGUUCACUAAAGAAGACGAGCAAAGGCUGAAGGACUAUAUCCAGCAGCUCAAGAAUGACAGGGCUGCAGUCAAGCUCACCAUGCUGGAGCUGGAGAGCAUCCACAUCGACCCGCUUAGCUAUGAUGUCAAGCCAAGGGGCGACAGCCAGAGGCUGGACCUGGAGAAUGCUGUGCUGAUGCAGGAGCUGAUGGCCAUGAAGGAGGAGAUGGCUGAGCUGAAGGCGCAGCUGUACCUGCUGGAGAAAGAGAAGAAGGCCCUGGAGCUGAAACUAAGCACCCGGGAAGCACAGGAGCAGGCCUACCUGGUGCACAUUGAGCACCUCAAGUCCGAGGUGGAGGAGCAGAAGGAGCAGAGGGCGCGGUCUCUGAGCUCCACCAGCAGCAGUGGCAAGGAGAAGCCGGGCAAGGAGUGUGCUGAUGCUGCCUCCCCAGCUUUGUCAUUGGCUGAACUAAGGACGAACAGUGACAGUGAGCUGGCCACAGAGUUUGCCAGUGCCAUCCGACGGGAAAAGAAGCUGAAGGCCAGAGUUCAAGAGCUGGUCAGCGCCUUGGAAAGACUCACCAAGAGCAGUGAAGUCAGACAUCAGCAGUCAGCAGAGUUUGUGAAUGACUUAAAACGGGCCAACAGCAAUCUGGUGGCUGCCUAUGAAAAAGCAAAGAAGAAGCACCAAAACAAGCUGAAGAAGUUGGAAUCUCAAAUGAUGGCCAUGGUGGAACGACACGAGACCCAAGUGAGAAUGCUCAAGCAAAGAAUAGCUCUGCUGGAGGAAGAGAAUUCCAGGCCACAUACCAACGAAACUUCACUUUAACAGGCAGGCACUCAGGCACCAAUGUUCUGUCCCAAAGGGGUAAAUCCUAGCAGCUCUGAGGUCCUUAGAAGAGAAAGGGCCCAAGGAAGGAGGGACUGUUGCAAGAGUGGAAAGGUUGCAUAUGGGUCACAGGCACGUACCCUUGGGGUUCAUGGUCAUGGUGGCAUUGUGGAU